Chroicocephalus ridibundus (black-headed gull) is the source of this 2174-nucleotide messenger RNA. RefSeq names its product flap structure-specific endonuclease 1 (gene FEN1). Gene Ontology annotation, molecular function: 5'-3' exonuclease activity; manganese ion binding; magnesium ion binding. The coding region runs from base 54 to 1202 and encodes 382 amino acids. NCBI's taxonomy places the organism in Eukaryota, Metazoa, Chordata, Aves, Charadriiformes, Laridae. Gene Ontology annotation, cellular component: nucleus. The transcript has 2 exons. The record is from RefSeq and is a predicted model, not a curated record.
UGCGCCGGCUCCCGGCAGGCAUUGCGGCUGGAGCGCGGGAGCGAGCGGCGGGGAUGGGAAUCCAUGGCCUGGCCAAGCUUAUUGCCGACGUGGCUCCUGGCGCCAUCCGGGAGAAUGACAUCAAGUCUUACUUCGGCCGGAAGGUAGCUAUAGAUGCCUCCAUGAGCAUCUACCAGUUCCUGAUCGCUGUGCGGCAGGGAGCUGACGUCCUGCAGAAUGAGGAGGGUGAGACCACGAGCCACCUGAUGGGCAUGUUCUACCGGACCAUCCGCAUGGUGGAGAAUGGCAUCAAGCCGGUUUACGUCUUCGACGGCAAACCCCCGCAGCUGAAGUCAGGGGAGCUCUCAAAGCGGACUGAGCGCCGGGCUGAGGCCGAGAAACACCUGCAGGAGGCUCAGGAGGCCGGAGAGGAGGAGAACAUUGAGAAGUACAGCAAGAGGCUGGUCAAGGUGACCCAGCAGCACAAUGAUGAGUGCAAGAAGUUACUAACGCUGAUGGGCAUCCCCUACGUGGAGGCGCCGGGGGAGGCUGAAGCCAGCUGCGCUACCUUGGUGAAGGCCGGGAAGGUCUAUGCAGCUGCCACAGAAGACAUGGAUUGCCUGACCUUCGGUAGUCCUGUGCUGAUGCGGCAUCUUACUGCCAGCGAGACGAAGAAGCUGCCCAUCCAGGAGUUUCACCUGAACCGUAUUCUGCAGGAUCUUGACCUGACCUGGGAGCAGUUUGUUGAUCUGUGUAUCCUCCUGGGCUGUGACUACUGCGAGAGCAUCCGCGGCAUUGGGCCCAAGCGUGCUAUCGAGCUCAUCAAGGAGCACAAAAGCAUUGAGAAGAUUGUUCAGCAGAUAGACACCAAGAAGUACCCUCUGCCUGAGAACUGGCUGCACAAAGAGGCCCAGAAGCUCUUUCUAGAGCCUGACGUGGUCGACCCUGACACCGUUGAGCUGAAGUGGACCGAGCCCAAUGAAGAGCAGCUCGUCCAGUUCAUGUGCGGGGAGAAGCAGUUCAACGAAGAGCGGAUCCGCAACGCGGUCAAGAGGCUGAGCAAAAGCCGGCAGGGCAGCACGCAGGGCCGGCUGGACGACUUCUUCAAGGUGACGGGUUCCAUCACAUCAGCCAAGCGCAAAGAGCCAGAGACCAAGGGGUCGGCAAAGAAGAAAGCCAAGACCAACAACGCCUCAGCCGCAAAGACCAAAAAGGGAAAAUAGCCAGACUGGCCAACCACAAACCCCUGUGAUUGGUUUUUCUGUUAAAACAGGAGUUUUAGGCUAAUAACAAAUGGUCGUUUUUUCUGUCCUGCGUGUUAGUGCUAGGAAGGAUGUUGCUAAAGCGCUUCCCAACAAGGCUAGGUUAGUGAAUCAGAGAAGCAUCUUCCUGCGCAGCAGUAGUAACGUACGAGGCUGGGAGAGAAGAAAGAACUGUGGCGUGGGGGGGGUCUAAAGGGGGGAGGAACCAGGGAGCUGCAUUCAGCGGUUUGGGACGUGAUGAGGAGGCCACAGGGAGCGGAGACGAUACCCAGGCUGCGGAGUUAAAGGGAGGUGCUGAUCGCAAACACCCCCUCUGCUUUAAGAAAUGAAAAAUUGAACAUCUGGAGAGCGAAUUGGGUAGAAACGAUAGGUUUCUGCCUCCACAAUCCAUCCACAAAGAGGUAGGUGCAAGCAGCGGAGGCGAAGGAGAAACUGGGGAGAUGUGAAUGGAAGGCAAGCUGGAGUUGGGAGGGAGACUUGAAAUAAUGAGGUGAACCUCUCCCUUUAAUGAAGAUUGGGUAUAGGUUCUUCCUUCCCUUAGUGUAGUCACUUUUCUUUAUAUAAAAAAAAAAAAAAAAAAAUAGAAAAGUUGUAAUCCCAAUUCCACCAAAGUUCUGGCCCCCUCUUACUGCACAAACCGAGGACAAACUGAGCGGUGACUGCAGCUCUCCAAGCCUGAAUUUUGCUGCUAGGUUCUGGUUUAUGUUUAAAAAAGGAAAAAUAUCGAUCAACCUAGCAUGGAAGCCUGUUCACUCCCUGAUUUCCCGAGGCAUCCUUCCGCGUUGUACACACAGAGACAGGUCCCAGACUCGGACGAAAAGAAGAUAGUGCCUCUUUUUUUUUUUUCUUAGUUUAUUUUAUUCUGUAUUUUGCAUAGUCUUUCCGUCUUGUCAAAGCGCUGUGCCGGGUUUUGUUUUCAGAAUAAAAUUUAUA